AUGGGGGGCUUGGUGGAACGUCUUCUUCUGCUAGUGACCUUCUCCUUGUUUCUUCAGACUGCCUUGGCCAAGCCAUUUGUUCAUCUGGUGUACAAGCAGAAUGACACCUGUAUGGAUUUUAAUGCUGCCCCAGCCUGUUUUGGUCCACCCAUGCCCGUCACUGGUCUCAAAGGUUACCUGCUUGAAACGGUGCCUGCCAAUGCUUGCCAUCCCAUCAAAGCAGCCCCAGUUUCCAACCGGACUCCUUCUGGUUUCGUUGCCCUCAUCCGCCGCUAUGACUGUUCCUUCAACCUUAAAGUUUUCCACGCCCAGGAAGCUGGAUACCGCGCAGCUAUCAUCUACAACCUGUGUUCUGAUUUCUUGGUGAACAUGGUGGUCAGCAUGGAAGAGAGAAGACUGCCGAUCAUUAUCCCGUCGUUGUUUAUUGGACGGACAGCUUCUAAACUUUUGAGAAGGCAAGUUCAUUCAGCAAAGGAUGCCCAAAUUAUGGUGGUGGUACCCCAGAGUUAUUACAAUUCCUGCUCGGAUGAAACAUAUGUGGCUCUUUGGGAAUUAGCUGUGUAUGACCUGCCGAUCUGGCCGGGUUACUGUACUCAACAACUGUUCCUCAAAGUCCUCCAGGAAUUUGGGCUGCUGUUCAGCCUCAGCAUGGGCACUAGCUUCUUGCUGCUGGUCAGUUGGGUGAAAUGGGGCCGGCCCUACCAAGGCAUCCAAGUGAAGACCUUCAAGCAUGGUGACAGGUAUGACACCUGUGUAAUCUGCAUGGCAGAUUAUGAAGCAGGUGACCGGGUGAAGGUUCUUCCCUGUGCCCACGUCUUUCAUGCCACCUGUAUCAACACCUGGUUACUCAUCCAACCCAUGGCUGGCAAGACGUGCCCAAUCUGCAAGCAGAAGGUUAACAGCGCAAUCUAG
Messenger RNA from Thamnophis elegans (Western terrestrial garter snake), 912 nucleotides. RefSeq names its product E3 ubiquitin-protein ligase RNF167-like. The record is from RefSeq and is a predicted model, not a curated record. The coding region runs from base 1 to 912 and encodes 303 amino acids. Lineage: Eukaryota; Metazoa; Chordata; Lepidosauria; Squamata; Natricidae. Gene Ontology annotation, cellular component: nucleoplasm; cytoplasm. The transcript has a single exon.